Elaeis guineensis (African oil palm) is the source of this 970-nucleotide messenger RNA. The record is from RefSeq and is a predicted model, not a curated record. Lineage: Eukaryota; Viridiplantae; Streptophyta; Magnoliopsida; Arecales; Arecaceae.
CUUACGAAGAAUGUUAGGGGAAAAAAAAAAAAGGUUGCCAACUCGAAUCAAGUGAAGCUUUCAAAGAAGCUCGAGGAAGAGCAGAAUACAGAGCUUAGCCUUGGGCCCCAAAAAUCCAAAUGCUUCCAUGGAAAUCGAUGGCAAAGUUCCGCCUGAUCUACUGCAAGAGAGAGAGAUUUGUGCGCUCCGCCGCAAAGAGGCCAAGAGAAAGAUGAAGGAGAAGCAGCAGAGAAGGCUCCUCCUGAUCAAGGGGAGUGAUGAAAAAUUGAAUAGGCUCUCAUCUCCCAAAAUCAGCAUAUCAACCGAGCAAGUGGCAAUGGAACCCCAGACUAACCCCAUAUCUACUCCAUUGAUGCCCACACCAUAUCUGAACCAGGUGCAAUGGGUGCCAUCUGCAAACAACUACUUCAUGAUACCAGGUUGGAUUCCGCCUCCUCCAGCACAAGCCACAUUUCUUGCUACCCAUUGGCUAAAUCAACCUAUGAGAAAUGCAGCUUCUCUUCUACCUUCUGCGGUUGAGCCUCCAAUCACCUAUGGCGUGGUGUCGAACAUUGAAGGAAUUCAGUCAUGGAGAGAUUCAUCCAGAGAGAACCCUUUCACUAACACAAUUCAAGGUGUACUACAAGAGAGUGAUAACAUUUAUAUAGGAGCUACUUCCAACCAGAUAGCAAUAAAAGAAGGCACCAGUCAAGAUAAACAAUGUGGAAAUAAGAUGCCAUACGUUGUGUAAGGGGCGAUGGCUCCGAUGCUAACACCAUCCUUGGGUUACUUCGAAGUUACACUCAUGAUGCAAUCAACAUUGUAUGUCUAUGCCAUGGGAGUACCUUCACACCUUUGGAGUUUCUAAGCCAUGCAGGCUGCACUGAUGUCUCCCAGCCACUGAAAAAGAUAGUCGUAGUUCCUUCAACAUCAAUGAGAUGAGUGAAUUUUUACCCUCUUUUCCUGCUAUUGAUGUUUCAAAACUCUCUCU